Messenger RNA from Bombina bombina (fire-bellied toad), 3330 nucleotides. Its product is annotated as breast cancer anti-estrogen resistance protein 3 homolog. The record is from RefSeq and is a predicted model, not a curated record. NCBI's taxonomy places the organism in Eukaryota, Metazoa, Chordata, Amphibia, Anura, Bombinatoridae. Gene Ontology annotation, molecular function: phosphotyrosine residue binding; guanyl-nucleotide exchange factor activity. Gene Ontology annotation, biological process: small GTPase-mediated signal transduction; positive regulation of peptidyl-serine phosphorylation. The coding region runs from base 135 to 2156 and encodes 673 amino acids. The transcript is spliced from 10 exons.
GGGGUGAUUUUCCUCUCUUCCUGGCCCUGCCUCCUCCUGUGAUUAAAUUCUUGUGUCACAGUUUGGGAGGCGGUCGAGAAGAGUAUGAGGAAGCUGACCACGGGCUGAACAGCUGCACUGAGGGAAGGGCGGAAAUGUCCUCUCCUGGGGAGACCCUAAAAAAAAAGUUGGAGGAGGAAUUGAAGCUGAACAGUGAGGACUUGAGGAGCCACGCAUGGUAUCAUGGGCCCCUUCAACGACAGGAGGCUGAGCAGUUACUUCAGUUAGAUGGAGACUUCCUUAUCAGGGACUCACUCUCUGCACCUGGGAACUUUGUACUAAGCUGUGCGAAAUCUGGGCAGGUUCUGCACUUUAAGAUCAUUGCUGUCACCUUACGCCCACGUCGAGGGAUAUCUCCGAUACGCUAUCAGCUUGAGCAGGAUCAGUUUGACAGCAUCCCAGCUCUAGUCCGCUCCUAUGUAGGAGACAGAAGGCCAGUAUCAGAUACAUCUGGAGCUGUCAUCAUUCGUCCUAUUACCAGAACGCUGCCACUCAGUUUACUGCAAGAGAAACAUGAAGCACGGGAAAGGGACAGAGACCACAGAAGGAGCCUUUAUGUGUCUGACAACAAUCUCCUAAGAAACAAAGACAGAUUUGGGAGUCAACCAGGAAAUCUUGACACACUAAGGGAUAGACCUCUGCAGAGUGCACAGUCUGACAGUAACCUACUCUCAGCUACCCCAGCAGAAGCAUCUCUUGUUAAUCAGGAGCAAGUGACUGUCCCCUUAUCACCAAUUUUUCGCACUGGAAGUGACCCUGUCCUUCGAGCCAAAGGAUUUCCACACCCUACUUUGGAUGCUGCAGGGUCUACUGCCUUGAGGGGUUCAGAUGGUCAGCUACACUGCAAAGCUCCACCAAAGCCCUUGAGGGCCCCUUCUAUAUUGUAUCCAGAGCCCUCAGAAGAGGCAGAUGCAUACAGUGAACUUAUACCUCGAGCACCUACAACCCUCAGAAGACAAGCUGAUUCCUUAAAAGUAGAGGAAAGAUGGAGAAACCGCAUUCGAGCAACAGAAACAACGUUUGGAUUUCUGGACUCAGAAAUAUCCCCAAAGGAGUAUAAUGUUGGGCUGGAAAAUGAAGAGGCACUCAACUCUGUGACAGUAAAUUCUAUGGUAAACCUGCCUGUAGUGGAUGAUGAAGACAAUUGUUUUGUGAGACCACAGAUCCAGACCACCUCUUCCUUCCAGCCAAAAAACUUUUCAUCUAUACUUCUCUCUCCCGACAACAAGCCAUUAGAACCUAAUGCCCUGAGAAGACUGAAAGAGAUUGUAAGUCAAAGUGACUGCCGAAAGAGUGCCUUGCACAUACUGCGAGAGGACUGUAAAGAGAUGCGCAUUUGGGGUGUUUCUCCAGAAGAGCAACAAUUGAUGGGAGUGCAGUCAGGGUUAGAGUUAGUGACAUUACCUUAUGGACAGCAGCUUCGACGUGAUCUCCUGGAAAGACACCACCUACUCUCCCUAGGGGUAGCUGUGGAUAUCCUAGGUUGCACAGGAGCAGUGGUAGAGAGAGCAAAUACAUUGCACCGUAUUAUUCAGUUGGCAGUGGAGUUGCGGGAUUUUGCAGGAGAUCUCUUUGCUUUCUCUGCUGUUAUGAAAGCCCUUACACUCCCUCAGGUUACCCGCCUGGAACAUACAUGGCAGACGCUUCGUGAGAACUAUACCCAGAGUGCAAUCUCCUUCCAAAAACAUCUAAAACCAGCUUUGAUGGAGCUGGAUGAAUGUAUCUCUCUGCCACCUUCCAACGGUAUUGUAGUCCCCCACAUUCUCCCUGUGCUCCGGGCAAUGGAGGGGGAGCUUGACUGGGGGGGGCCUGUGGAGGACAGCUGUGGACGACUACUCCGUGUGCUGCAGGCUGCUAGAUCUUAUGCUACUAAUGCAGAAGUACACAGAAAUAAUGCAGAAACCAAGCUUGGAGGAUUUGAGCCUCACCCGGAGCUGAGGGAAGCUUUCCAGACAGAAUUUUCUAUGAGGCUGUUUUGGGGAAGUAAAGGUGUUGGUGUGGAACAGAGUGAACGAUACAAGAAGUUUGAUCAAAUCUUAACAGUUUUAUCCCAAAAAUUGGAGCCAGACAGUGAGAGACGCAAAACUCUGAGUCCUGUAUAUGGAACUGUCCGCUAAACUAGUCUGUAUAACUUAUCAUAUGUCACUUCUUUAUAACACUGUUACUCAUUGCAUCACUUUGUGAUGCUAUAGGUAAUAUAUAGCAUAUCACUGUCAUAUAGUGUGUCGGUGAUACUCAUUACUACAAAUUAUUUUAACUAUGUCACACUGAAUGUUCCUGUGAUACUGCGCCAGUGUUAUCAGUUCAACUUUAGUGAGACAAUAAGAGCUGAACGUUUGCACCCUAUUUAUGAAAGUGUCCGUUAGACUACUCUUCACCCCACAUUUCACCUACUGCGACAAUGGUAUCAUACACCACACUUUAAUAAUGUUACACAAAACACUAGGCUUGCCUUUGACACUGUAUCAAAUCACUGCACCUUAUUGUUAUUCUGUCACAUUAUGUAGCUCACAAUAGCAAUUUAUCACACGUUAUAAUUCCAUGUAACACUACAACAUCCCUAGUACACUAUAUCAAAAAGGACCCACUCUAGUGUAUGACACACUGCUCUUCCCUGUUACACAGUAUAUGACAAAUGUCACACUGCAGUUUCUUUGUGAGAAGACUAUACUAAACUAUUUCUCAUAGCAAUACUUUAAAAUAUUACAGGGAAAUUUGGUGUGCGUGAAAUAAACUACAUGUUCCUAUAAUAUAGUGUUAAUACAGUACACUGUUACAUUGUAUCAAGGUCAGUGCCUUCAUGUAACUAUCACAAACUGUCUCACUGUGAGAUUUUGCCAUAUUCUGUACAUCCCUUUCUAUUCCUGUGCUAGUUUAUAGCAUACACCAGAAUUAUGCAAAACCAUAGGACAUAUUUUUAUUAUUUCCCUACAUGAGAGGCUGUACCAUUUAAUUCACCCCUAUGUCUGUUGUAAGACAGUUUCUUAUAACUCACCUCUGAGUCACUAUCUAAAACAUAGUAUCAUUUCCUUAUGACUAAAACACACUGCAUCUCCCUCUGAACGUGUUACUCAUUUGCACAUUCUUAUAAAGCUUUACCUCCUUGUGAUGCUUCACCUCACCAUACCUGCCACUGACAAAAUCACAAAAGGCACCAUGACAAUAUAGUUGUGAAGUACUAAGUGUGGAGAUAAAUAUUACAAAAAAAUAAAAAAAAAUGUAGAGAUGGACAAUAUUUUUGUAAUGUUAUAUAUAUUUUAAAUUGUUUUAUUAAAGUUUAUUUUAUAAUGA